Chaetomium strumarium is the source of this 1251-nucleotide messenger RNA. RefSeq names its product Adenylylsulfate kinase-domain-containing protein. Gene Ontology annotation, molecular function: ATP binding; adenylylsulfate kinase activity. The transcript is spliced from 3 exons. Gene Ontology annotation, biological process: sulfate assimilation. The record is from RefSeq and is a predicted model, not a curated record. NCBI's taxonomy places the organism in Eukaryota, Fungi, Ascomycota, Sordariomycetes, Sordariales, Chaetomiaceae. Bases 1 to 1251 code for a protein of 416 amino acids.
AUGGCUGCGGCACCCGCCUACGAGUCGGCGGCGGCCAUCUUGUCGCCCCCGAGUGAUGCCGACACCCUUGACUCCUUCAUACCCCAGGAUGACGACGCCAAGGCUAAGGAGGACUACAUCAACUCACACCCGCUUACGGCAUCCCUGCGAGCGAACCCGGAUUUCACAGAGUCACGCCCGCAUAUGAAAAUCCCGGCGUCGUGGCGAAGGCAUAACCUGACGGGCGGCACUCUCGUGGGGCCCGGCAAGAUGGCUAUUCCCCCGUUUUGCUGGACCGAACGGGAGGGCAAGAGCUAUGUGCAGAUCACGCACGUCGGUACGGAUCUGUGCGGCCACGUGGGCAUAAUCCACGGCGGGUUCUUGGCUACCCUGCUGGACGAAGGUCUCGCCAGAUGCUGCUUCCCUGUGCUUCCCUACAACGUGGGCAUGACGGCGAAGCUGGAGGUCAACUACAAGGCGCCCGCCACGGCCAACCAGUACUUGGUGCUUCGGGCCACGACCGUCAAGGUAGAGGGCAGGAAAGCGUGGGUCGAGGGGCAUAUUGAGACCCUCCCGACAGAAGAAGGGCAGCAGCCAACCAUAUUGGCGACAGCCAGCGCCCUCUACAUCUCGCCGAGGCAGGCCAAUAUCACUUGGCACCCGUCGCUCACACGGCAGGAGCGGAACCAGCUGCGCCGUCAGCGUGGAUUUACUAUCUGGUUCACGGGCUUGUCGGCCUCGGGCAAGUCGACGGUCGCGACUGCCCUCGAGCAGCACUUGCUUCAUAUCGGCCUUUCCGCCUAUCGGCUCGACGGCGACAAUGUGCGCUUCGGGCUGAACAAGGAUCUGGGCUUCUCUGAGAAGGACCGCAACGAGAACAUCCGCCGCAUUGCCGAGGUUGCGAAGCUCUUUGCCGACUCGUCGACCAUUGCCAUAACCUCUUUCAUCUCCCCAUACCGAGCAGACCGGCAGAUUGCUCGAGAUCUACAUGCGACUGCCUCCCAGGCAGGCGACGAGCCACUGCCCUUCAUUGAAGUCUUUGUCGAUGUCCCUCUGGAAGAAGCCGAGAAGCGUGAUCCAAAGGGGCUGUACAAAAAGGCACGAGCGGGUGAGAUCAAGGAUUUCACGGGCAUCUCAGCGCCGUACGAGGCGCCCGAGUCCCCCGAGAUCACCAUCAGGACCGAUCAACUAAGCGUCGAAGAGUGUGUACGCAAGAUCGUGGAUCAUCUUGCAGAAAAGGGCCUCAUAACCCAGACACAGGAGACAAGAUGA